Molecule: messenger RNA, 1082 nt
Organism: Parasteatoda tepidariorum (common house spider)
Lineage: Eukaryota; Metazoa; Arthropoda; Arachnida; Araneae; Theridiidae
Cellular component (GO): cytoplasm
Molecular function (GO): oxidoreductase activity
Source: RefSeq, a predicted model, not a curated record
UAAAGUAACGUAGCACAAAGGAAAUAUUAAAAUAUUACUCCAAAAUAAUUCUGUGUUUAUAUAAUUACUGACCUUCGGCUUGCGAACGAUUGCUCCAAGGUUAAAAACACAGAUGAUAAAACGCCUAUAUCAUUCGACGAGUGUUCAGUUGAACUGUUCCUCUUGAAUUGAAACGAGCUUCGGAAGAAUUAAGUUUUUUUAAAAUGAAAUUUAAGAAUAUUUUUAUAACUGGCGCCAAUAGAGGUAUUGGCUAUGAAUUUGCUCGGCAAUUCGUAUCCAGCAGUGAUCCACCACAAGUUAUUUUUGCCACCUAUCGGAGUGCCAAUUCGCUGCAGGAACUGAAAGACUUACAAGAGGCAUCCAAGAAAACUAAAGUUGUCUUAAUUAAAAUGGAUGUCACUGAUCCAGAAGAAAUAGAAGUUGCUAGACAAAUCGUUGAAACAAACGUUGGGGAAGAAGGCCUUGAUCUACUCAUCAAUAAUGCUGGCAUUUGUGAAGUUACUCCCUACGACGGAAUCACCGUUGAAAGCUUGGAAAAACAUUUCAAAACAAAUGCUGUAGCUCCUUUAUUGAUUACAAAGGCAUUGACUCCGCUACUGGAAAAAGCAGCUGUUCAACAAAAUGGUUAUAAAGCGGCAGUUCUCAAUAUUUCUGCAGCUCUUGGAAGCAUGGGAUUGACGGGAACUAUUCCCUUUGAAGUCAAUGUCUCUACCUACAAGAUAAGCAAGGCUGCUUUCAAUAUGGCGAUGAGAGUUAGUUCUUUGCCCUUAAAGGAGAAAGGUAUUCUCAUAGUGAUUAUGUGUCCUGGCUGGGUCAAGACAGACAUGGGCAACAGAGAUAUGGCAGAAUUAACGCCAGAAGAAAGCAUUUCAGCCAUGAUCAAAACAAUUGAAAGUGUGACUGAAAAGGAUCACGGAACUUUUGUUGACAGAUUUGGAAAAACAAUACCGUUUUAAAAAAAAUCAUCAUCUGUAACUGAAAAUAAUUUAAUUGAUGUCAUUUGAAGGCAAAUUGACAUAAAGAGAGUAAAUUUUUCUGUUUCGAAUAGUACUCCUGAUAAUAAAAUAUUUCGGAUGCCUUUA